Molecule: messenger RNA, 1044 nt
Organism: Aspergillus bombycis
Lineage: Eukaryota; Fungi; Ascomycota; Eurotiomycetes; Eurotiales; Aspergillaceae
Product: nitronate monooxygenase
Exons: 5
Coding region: 1-1044 (347 amino acids)
Molecular function (GO): nitronate monooxygenase activity
Source: RefSeq, a predicted model, not a curated record
AUGCAUCAACUCUUCCCAAACACUAAGUCCCCCUUCAUUGCCAAUGGGCCCAUGGAGGGCUAUGCAUAUAGCCGUCUAGCAAGCGCUGUUUCAUCUACGGGGGGCUACGGAUUCAUAGCCGGUGGCUUCGACUUCAGAACGGGGUCUCCACAGCUUGAAAGACUGCAAGCGGAGCUCAACGCAACCCGAUCACUCCUCGGCAUCGCAACUCCAGAUGCAAAACUCCCCAUCGGUGUAGGCUGUCUUAUGCUCCAUCCAGAAGGCCUAAUCGAAAAUGUGCUUCCGAUUCUAUGCGCCGCGCGGGCAACCGGGAUCUGGCUUUCGUUUCCGGCGAAUGCAUUGGAAUAUGCGCCUGUCAUCACGGCUGUUCAUCAGCUCAGAGAGAAGGAGAAUUGGGAUGUGAAAGUGUUCGUGCAGGUCGGGACAGUCCAGGCCGCUAGGGAAGCGAUCGACCAUGGGGCGGACGUACUCGUCGUUCAGGGGUCGGAUGCGGGUGGGCACCAGUGGGCGCAGGGGGCGAGUCUGCUUGCGCUCGUGCCGGAGGUGAAGGGGCUGCUUCGUGAAUUGGGUAAGACGGAGGAGGUCCGUUUGCUGGCUGCGGGUGGUAUUGUUGAUGCGAGGGGGAUGGUUGCGGCUCUGGGGUUAGGUGCGGAUGGAGUCUUCCUUGCCACCGUUGAAUGCGGAGCUCCGGAUUCCACAAAAGAAAAGCUCGUUUCCACUACUGACGGAGCCACAGCAACAAUUAAAUCACGGAAGCACGAUGUGUUCAAUUCGACCGACAUCUGGCCUAGGCAAUAUGAUGGCAGGGCCAUCAUCGGUCGCAGCUAUGAGGACUUUCGAAGCGGCGUUACAGAUGAAGAAAUCGUUAAACGGCACAGGGACGCUAGAGAAAGGGGAGAAAACGACAGAACCAUUAUAUGGGCGGGCACCGGGGUUGGGUCCAUUAAGGAGGUGACCACUGUUAAGCAGCUUGUGGACGAUGCUCGAUCGGAAGUCCGAUCAAUAGUGGCACAGAUGAACAAUGUUUUCAGUGAGACAAGUUGA